This is a messenger RNA of Perognathus longimembris pacificus (Pacific pocket mouse), 762 nucleotides long. It is a transcript of the gene Il18, whose product is annotated as interleukin 18. Lineage: Eukaryota; Metazoa; Chordata; Mammalia; Rodentia; Heteromyidae. Gene Ontology annotation, molecular function: cytokine activity. The record is from RefSeq and is a predicted model, not a curated record. The coding region runs from base 98 to 682 and encodes 194 amino acids. Gene Ontology annotation, biological process: inflammatory response; immune response. The transcript has 6 exons.
CUGCCACCUUCUAUCUCAAUAGGCUCAAGAAAAGAAAAGACACUUCAACCCUUCAGGAUUGCUUCCUCUUGCAGGAAACAACGUGGCACAGGUAGAGAUGGCCGUCGUCCCUGCGGAGGACAGUUUCAUCAACUUCGUGGAAAUGAAAUUUAUUGAUGGUAUGCUCUACUUCGUAGCUGAAAAUGAUGACGACCUGGAAUCAGAUCGCUUUGGCAAGCUUGAACCACCUAAAUAUUCAAUCAUACGAAAUCUGGAUAACCAAGUUCUCUUCAUUCACCAGAGAACUAUGCCUAUAUUUCAAGAUAUGCCUGACUCUGACUGUAAAGAUAAUCCAUCCCAGACCAUAUUAGAAAUAAAUACAUAUAAAGAUGAUCGACCUAGAGGUUCUGCUGUGACCAUCUCUGCAAAGUAUGAGAAAAGUUACACGCUCUCCUGUGAGAACAAAAUUGUUACCUUUAAGGAAAUUGAACCUCCUUCUGACAUCUAUGAUACAAAAAGUGACAUCAUAUUCUUUCAGCAAAGUGUUCCAGGACAUGAUGAUAAGAUACAAUUUGAAUCCUCAUUGCAUGAAGAACACUUUUUGGCUUGUAAAAAAGAGGGUGACCUUUUCAGGCUUAUUUUGAAAGAAAAAGAUAAGGAUGGGGAUACAUCUGUAAUGUUCACUCUGCAAAAUGAAAUCUAGAUAUUAAAAUUCCACACUUUUAGCCUGGCACUGGUGGCGCAUUCCUAUGAGGUCUAAGGAUCACAAUUCAAAGCCAGCCC